Molecule: messenger RNA, 2988 nt
Organism: Hippocampus comes (tiger tail seahorse)
Lineage: Eukaryota; Metazoa; Chordata; Actinopteri; Syngnathiformes; Syngnathidae
Product: fibronectin type III domain-containing protein 7-like
Exons: 13
Coding region: 1-2988 (995 amino acids)
Molecular function (GO): protein binding
Source: RefSeq, a predicted model, not a curated record
AUGCCGUACCCACCCAGCACUCAGAGGCUGAUUCAGGGCUUACGACCUGGCCACACAUACCUGGUCACGGUGAAGCGUUUGUAUUUUGUCUCCAAAGUGGUGCAGCCGCCAACCGGCGUGACUCUUGUCUCCACCGGAAAGAGCACGGCUCGAGUGACGUGGGACUCUGUGUAUAAAGUUCUGCUUUAUCAAGUGACCGUGAGCGACAACGAAAAUCCUAGCAACGCACCCGUCAUCAUGAACACAUCGUCCACAACCAUGGAUAUCAGUAAUCUAGAACCCUGCUCCACCUACACCGUGGGGGUAUCGUCGGUCAACGUGUUCUUAGUACCGGGGGAGGCUUCCAAUGUCACGCACACGACAUCCACCAUAAAUCCCGUGACAUCCCUCACGGUGGUCUACAGCUGCUCCAGCGGUAUGGUGACGGUAACGUGGGAUUUGGUGUUUGGCGCCAACUUGUACCGAGCCACGGCUGUCGACGGCACCGGUGCGUCACUCAACUGUACAUCAGCCUCCGACAGCUGCCAGGUCACCAUGCUCAAGUGCGGCGAGCAGUACAGAGUGCACGUCACAGCAAUCUCGGACGACUGCGAGAGCAUCGCCAACACCUCCACCGUGUUCGAGACGGUGCCCUGCGCACCAGCUCACACUCUGACCAACCACGAUUGCUCAAGCAAUGUGAUCCUCUUUAGCUGGGAGCCAACCAACAACACUUUUUACUACGUGGCCACGGCUGAAGACAACCAUGGCCAAAUGACUGAGUGCCGGACACAAGACAGCGCCUGCUUCUUCACCAAUACAGGCUGUGGUCAAUUCUACACAUACACCGUGUAUGCUGUCAGCUCCGAAUGCAACAGCGAAGUUAGCCAACCUGAGUUCGUGCGAACCUCUCCCUGUCUUCCUGCAAAUGUACAGACGGCAGCAGAAUGUCACUCCGAAACCCUGAUUACUACCUGGGACUCCGCCGCAGGAGCUCUGUCCUACACUAUCGAAGCACAGGGCAACACGGGAGAAACCUACAACUGCACCUCCUCGUCCAACAGCUGUGCAGUGACCGGCGUGCCUUGCGGGGAACACCUCAGCGUGUGGAUCGUCGCCUCCAAUGACAACUGCUCCACCGACAGGGUUCUGGGAGAGGUGGCGCAGACUGUUCCUUGCACCCCCACCAUUGUGUCAGCAUCAGCCAACUGCAGCCAAGACUCAGCAACAAUCACCUGGACGACAAGCAUCGGUGCCAUAUUUUACACCGCAGUCGUUCAGGAUAUGGAUGGAAAUUUGCAUGGCUGUAGUUCAGCCGCCACCGAAUGCUUGGUGGGAGACCUGACAUGUGGACGGAAUUACACGGCCCACAUCAUUGGAUCCAAUUUCAAAUGUAACAGCAGUGACAGCGAUGAGAUUGCAUUUCGUACAGCACCUUGUCCUCCUGAUAACGUCGAAGCAUUCAGAGACUGUGACGCCAACCACGCUCUGAUAGUCUGGCAGAAUCACCGGUCCACAGGCAACUACACGGCGACCAUCGAGGAUCCGAGUGGAGCUCAACUCACGUGCAACAGUGAGACUGUCAACAACUGCAAAAUCCCCGAUUUGCCAUGUGGGAAGACAUACAACGUUACUGUCACUAACAAUGAUGGAACCUGCCAUUCUAUAUCGACAUCAGUCAGCAUGGACUCAGUACCAUGUGGCCCAGAGGAUGUUGAAGCGGUCAUGAAUUGCCCUACAGGCGAGCUGACAAUGACCUGGAGCAACUCCGUCCCUGCGGACAACUACACGGCCACCAUUUCCAGGGGGUUGGGUCAGCCUCUAUACUGCAACUCCACAGAGACUCAGUGCACCAGAGGAGGGUUAGCUUGUGGCAGCACUUACUCUGUGACCAUUGCAGCGGUCACCGGGACAUGUUACAGUCUGCCCAGUACCGAGGCCAUCGUGCAAACAAUGCCGUGCCCUCCUACGCCCGUCAUUGCUGUGGAAACAUGCGGACCAGGUCCCGUUCCUGUCUCUUGGGUGGCCAGUGACAGUGCCAAUUCUUACACUGCCAUUGCUGUGAGCAGUGCAGGCUAUACCUCAGCAUGCACCACCAAUGAAACAUCGUGCAACUUUUAUAACCUUAUGUGCGGCCAAGUUUACAACAUCACUGUGGCAGGAGUGGACAACAACUGCACAGGACUCUAUGGAGAUGCUGUGCCACUGUACACCGAGCCAUGCAUCCCCACCAACGUGUCCAGCCAGCUGGACUGUGCGGCUAGCAUCUCUCAUGUAUUCUGGAACUCUGAUCCAAAUGCUGCCAGCUACACUGUGACAGCCACCAAUACAGAGCAGAUGCGCACCUGCGUCAGCACUACACCCAACUGUACACUAACAAACUUGCUCUGUGACCAAACUUAUGACAUUUCUGUGACGGCCACCGAUGGCAUCUGUGUCAGCAGCGAGAGCGCCUCAAUCUGGCAAGCACCAGUACCGUGUGCGCCUGGGGAUGUCAACACCACUUUCUCCUGCAACACCAAUGACCUCAUGGUCAGCUGGAGAAACUCUUCUUGGCCACUAAACUACAGCAUCGCCGCCACUCCCCUCUCUGGAAAUUUGACAUCAGCCACCUGCUACACGGACAGCACUGACUGUAGUCUGAGUGGCCUUCACUGUGGACAGGCUUACAAUGUUUCCGUAAGAGGUUGCUUUGGAGAUUGCCCCGGACCGUAUAGUGUCCCACAGACCAUCAUGACAGCUCCAUGUGCACCUCAAAACUUGGAAGCGAUGACAGACUGUAGCACACACUCCAUCUGGGCCUCUUGGAAUGCUUCUUCGGGGGCUACCUCCUACACAGCGACUAUGACGGGACCAAAUGGCUUCUUUGAAACGUGUUCGACAUCGAACCUCAUGUGUUCUUUUAGUAAUCUACAGUGUGCAACACAAUACAGUGUUAACGUCACAGCUCAUGAUGACUACUGCACCAGCCCCUCCGCUCGGAUAACAAUGACCACUGUGUGGUUCUGA